Messenger RNA from Vespula pensylvanica (western yellowjacket), 3825 nucleotides. RefSeq lists its product as uncharacterized. The transcript has 18 exons. The coding region runs from base 1 to 3489 and encodes 1162 amino acids. NCBI's taxonomy places the organism in Eukaryota, Metazoa, Arthropoda, Insecta, Hymenoptera, Vespidae. The record is from RefSeq and is a predicted model, not a curated record.
AUGCAGUUACAUAUUUUCAAAGUGGUCAAUCUAUCGCUCGAAACAUUCCUUUCUUCAGUUGUAAAUUCGUCUCACUAUUCGGUGUAUGUGGACAUUUUCUUUGUAGCUACACCCAAGAAAAUAAUACGAUUAUAUGAGCGAUUGUACGAGGACAUACAAAACGAAGAUAUGUCGUCAGGCGUGAACGAUGGUCCCCGUAACACAGGCACUCUUCCAAAAAGUAAUAGAAGAAGCGAUAGAAACAGAGAACGAUCCGCCGCUAAUCAACAAAUGGCUAAUCGUUCUGCUUAUCACAGACAUGUACAACAACAUUCUAAUAACUUGUUCCAGCUUGAUUGGCAACUUGUAAGUGAAAGAGGACCUCUAAGAACGACAAAAAAUAGCAAUACCAGAUCAGUUUCAUCACUUCCUUCCACGUCUUAUCAGGAAAUAUCUGAGUUUGUAUCACACAGUAGUGGACGACAUUGUAACUAUUCAACUGAGGAUUGCACAUCUUGGCCAAAAAUGGUAUUACCAACGGAAUCUCAAACACAGUCACCCUCAUGUUUACAGGGAACUAAACCAUCCAAUGUUGAUAAAAUGCCUGAUAGAAAUCAAGUGGAAAGUCGUUUGAAUCAAAUUCGUGACUAUAUUGGAGUUACUUCAACGAUGAUGGACUCUCUUAGUCAAUCUAGUGAUCCACGAGCUCAAACCCAGAAUGAAAAAUUAAGCAGAAUGGUGGAGGACCUUCGUGACAGUGAAACAAAAUUGGCGAAACUUUUGGAAACAUAUCACAAUCAUGGGAUUACAAAUCAGAAUGGCGAUAGUGGAAAAGAGGAUGGAGAAGAAAAUACUGAUACCAGUAGAGAAAUGAUAUUACGUAGAAAAAUGGAGGAAUCUCAAAGAAAACUUGUGCAAUUGCAGGAAUAUCAUGCAAAUUUAGUUGGAAUGCAACAUCGUGUUAGGGAAAGAUUAAACGAAGCUCGACAAGCCCAACAAGCUUUAUUGCAACAAGAAAAUCAAGCUGCUGGAACUUCUACAUGGGAAGGCAAUAAUCGUUUGGUUGCACCAUUACCAACAAAUGUUGAAGAAUUGCAAUCAGAAACAGCUGCAUUAAGAGGUAAACUUACUCAGUUACAGAGCAAGAAAAAGCAUAUGGACCAUCUUUUAGCUGAAUUACAAGUCGUGGAAAUGUCAGACAGAGCCAGUUGUAGCUCUGAUGGCUCUAGGAAUGUGACUAGAGAUAAAGCAGCAGAAUUGGAAGCAAUGAAAGCGCAACUCAACCACUUAAAAGCUUUGAUGGAAGAAGCUACAAGAGUCAGAGAAUGUCUAGAUUCUACUUCAGAGCCUGAACCUGAUGUGGAUGUUAAUGGCGAAGGAGCAGAAGAAAAUGAAUCCCAGGAAGAAGGUGGUAGUUUAUGUAGCUCGAGUAAUGCAUUGGAAAAUCAAAUGGAUAAUGAUGAUGUAACUCGUGAAAAAACUAGGAAUUCUAGACAAAGACCUACUGUUGAAGAAGUUCAGGCUGUUACAAGAGAACUGAAAGAACAAUCUGCAUUAUUGCAAGCAACUCGAGCGGAGUUACAGCGUUUAAAACAACCAUUAGUAGCUUCUACUGUUCAUUCCCCACCAGUAUCUAUUUUCCCUGGAUCAACACCACCUCCUUCGUUGGUAGGAGUUAAUAUUGAAAAAAAGCAAAGUAAUAAUGUUAGUGAUAUUCAACCAGUUCAAACAAAAAGACGCCAGAUAGAAGAUUUUGUCAAAAAAGAUCAAGGUCAAACAUCUAGUAUUAAUCGCAAUGUCGGUGGUACAGAUUUGAAUAGUCACAGAAGUUCUAGUUCACGUAUUAGUCAUACAGGCACACCUACAAAUGUGUGGCCUCCAAUUGCUGCUACAGGUGGCACUAAUGAACAAAAUAUAGAUGAAAUGUUAGAAAAUUUGAUGGAUGUUGGUCCUCAAACAACAACGAUUGAAAAUGGGUUUACGGGAAAUUAUUGGGGAUAUCCACCAGUACCUAUGAAUCAAUCGCAACAUGGUUCCGCGGAAUACUAUCACAAUUUGCUAUUAAAUUCUCAAGUACAGCAACUCCAAGUACAGCAACUUCAAGUAAUGGGUACAACUAUACAGCAAUGCUGUCAGUUAUUGUGGGUACAACAACGGGAAUUGCAAUCUAUGCGUACAGCAAUUACUCAGCUACAGUUACAGUUAAGACAAUCUCAAACAGUACAAAGAAGCAAUAACUCCGAAAAUCAGGAAGAAUAUUCUAAUCUAAGCCGCAGUGUGCAUCAUCUUGCUGAUACGUUAGAUGCAGCAUUACCGCCAAGUUCUUCUUUACCGAAUCUUGUUUCAUUACCUAAUACUUCUCCUGCACUUUCUCAUUCAGUAGUAGGUACUAAUUCUCAACAACAUCAACAACAACAAUUGAACAAUCAAGUACCACCCGGAAAUAGAGCAAACAACUACUGGGAUAACUUUCGAAGUUACUCAAGACAAAACUUACUCUCUGGAAGUGCAAAAACAGUAACUGAUUCUACCACAGCAUCCAUUUCAAAUUCUGCUACUUCUGCAAAUAGUGCAAGUAGUGCAGUUCAUACUUCUCUUGGGAAGGAUAAACGAAAUCGAGAACAGGGAGCAGAUAAUUUACCUUUACCAUCAUUAAUGAUAGCAGAAACACAAUAUUCAUUAAAUCUCCAACAACAAUCUAAUUUACAGCAACAAGAAAGAGAAAAUACUACAAUGAGAAGUAAUAUCAUAACAAAUGAAGUAUCACAAGCUGACAAUUCGGGAGAAGAAGCCCAUAGUUCAUUUAGACUCCCACAUGCAACUAAUGAUGAGAAUUUUUUACAUAAUUUAAGUCCUGAAAUGAGAGAAGUCAUUAAGUCACUCGUUGUAGCUAAUAAGAAGAGACCUGAUAAUUUAGUAACUAUUUUAAAAGAGAUUACAGCUAUAAGCGAAGACAAAAGACUUCCUCUUUUAUUAAUAAGUCUUCGUUUCUUGCAAGAUACACAACCACUACAGAAUGCUCAGAAUGAAGUAGCUGAUCAAACAGGGAGUGAUAGUUGUCGAUCAAGUGACGAAGAUUCAGACGUGGGUGCUAUACUAGGCUUUAACUUGGAAAAUCAGUGUUCAUUAAAUGAAUUAGUUGCAUCAACUCAUGCUGGUUCUUCAUCAUCUCCUAUGGCACAAGUUCCAUUAAUAGAUCGCUUAGAAAUACCUACAUCAAGUUCCCCUGACAACGACAAUGCUCCUGCUUCAGCAUCUGCUCUUAAACCAGGUUGCAAUGAAGACUUAGCAGAAGCUGAUCAAUCAAGAUCUGAAUCUUCUGGCAAUCAACAAAUUCAUCACAAUGAAGAAAAUAAUGAACAAAUGCAAGAUGAUGUAGCAUUAUCAUUAGGAGCAGCCUUAGGAACUUUAGAAGCAGCCCUAGUAGAAAGUGAUGAUGAUGAAACAACUGCAAAAGAUGAACAUGACAGAGGCAAAUUAACUACUAGACGAUACCGUCGGUGUUAUUAAUCAGUGACUGUAUAAUAAGUAUUUAUUUCAUUAUAUUUACUGUUGCAGAGUUUUAUGAAUUUGCAAAAACUGCAUAAUAUAUAAAAGCUUAAAUAUUAAUUAAAAUACUGUGUAUGUAUUUUAUUUUCUGUAUAAACAUCAAAAUUUAAAUGGAAAAUAAAUUACAUACACAUAUUUAAGCAAUUGAAAGCCAGUCUAAGUAACGAGGUAAAUCUUUUGGUAACAUUUAAGCAGUGAAAGUUGUCUUUAUAUUUAAUACUUCAUGUUUAGUAUGCAUUCAAGGAUGUAUACUGCAGGAUAUAUUUAACAAAAAAAUAAACUUUUAUCUAUCAAAAA